UAAUUUAAAAUUGAGUUGAUGUAUUGCUCAUGUUGUUUUAGCUUGCCUAAUAGUUCAGGCUUCUCCGUGGCCACUAUGAAUGGUCAGUUGAAAAAGUGCCACAUUGCCAUAACAUCGUUCAUCGACUCCUGCAGCAGUCACAACCUUGACAGCCUCCCCAUUGUUGCAGUUGAAAUGAUCCACAGCCUGUUUCUGAUUAACCACUCGGGAGAUAUAUUCCUGGAGAAGCACUGGAAGAGCGUCAUCGGCCGCAGUGUUUGCGACUACUUCUUCGAAGCGAAGGAGAAGGCUGCAGAGCCAGAGGAUGUUCCCCCCGUGCUUCAGACCCCGCACCACUACCUUAUCAGCAUCUACCGCGACAGGCUCUUCUUCCUGUCGGUCAUCCAGACAGAGGCCCCCCCGCUAUUCGUGAUCGAGUUCCUGCACAGAGUGGUCGAGACGUUUCAGGAUUAUUUUGGGGAAUGCUCGGAGACGGUGAUUAAGGACAACGUGGUGACGGUUUACGAGCUGUUGGAGGAGAUGCUGGACAACGGUUUCCCUCUGGCCACAGAGUCCAACAUCCUGAAGGAGAUGAUCCGGCCUCCCACCAUCUUGAGAACCAUGGUCAACACCCUCACAGGAACUAGUAAUUUUGAAGAAAGGCUACCAUCGGGUCAGUUGUCCACCAUCCCGUGGAGGCGAUCUGGUGUAAAAUACACCAAUAAUGAGGCUUAUUUCGACGUGAUAGAAGAGAUCGACGCCAUAGUGGACAAAUCAGGUACGACGGUGUGUGCUGAGAUACAGGGUGUAAUUGAAGCCUGCGUCAAGCUCACUGGGAUGCCUGAUCUGACUCUCUCUUUUAUGAAUCCCCGUCUCCUGGACGACGUGAGUUUCCACCCGUGUGUGAGAUUCAAGCGCUGGGAGGCGGAGCGAGUGCUCUCCUUCAUCCCCCCCGAUGGAAACUUCACACUCAUGUCCUACCACGUCAACGCCCAGAACCUCGUGGCCAUCCCCGUGUACGUGAAGCAGAACAUCAGCUUCUUCGAGAGUGGCUCCGGGGGCCGCCUGGACCUGACGGCGGGCCCCAAGCAGACCAUGGGGAAGACGGUGGAGGGCUUGGUGAUCACCAUCCACAUGCCCAAAGCCGUGCUCAGUGCCAGCCUCACAGCCACGCAGGGCAGCUACACCUACGACCCCGCCACCAAGGUGCUGGUGUGGAACAUUGGGAGGUUGAACCCCCAGAAGCUUCCUAACCUGCGGGGCAGCCUCAGUCUGCAGGCCGGAGCCCCCAAACCAGAGGACAACCCCUCCAUCAACAUCGCCCUCAAAAUUCAACAGCUGGCCAUAUCGGGGCUAAAGGUGAACCGACUGGACAUGUAUGGAGAGAAGUACAAGCCUUUUAAAGGAGUCAAAUAUGUCACAAAAGCUGGAAAAUUCCAAGUAAGGACCUGAGCAUCAACUGGCUGAUGUGACGACAGCCAACAACCCAAUGUGCCAAAAAUGGGGAACUGAAACUUUCCCACGCUCCAAGUUUCAGUUAGUUCUACAAGCCUUCUGUAUCCUAGCUCACUGUUAUUAAUGAAAGACUUUGUUGUCCAAAGUUAACUUAUAUGUUCAUAGUGUUGCAGAGAAUCGAAUGAUACUUCUAACCUUUUAAAGGGAAGCCUUAAUAAUUGUGGGAAAAUACUUGUAUGCUCUUUUUUGUCUGUGCAUUAUCUUGACCAGAUAAUAGGUAUUUUGAGAGCUUUGUGACUAGUUUAUUUUUCUUCAUGUUAUAGUUUAUUUAUCCCCAUUUUAUAUGCUCUAAGGGUAAACACUAAGCUUUAAAAGACUUGUGCAGCGGCCUGCCUGCGUGGCCAUUUCACACUUCAGCACAUAAAGCAUGAAAUCAGUGUCAAUGUUUGCAGACCUUGUUACCUUUUGCAGCUGAACACAAUCAGUUUUAUACAGUAGCUAUUUUUCUAGAAUCCAAGCGGCCAACGUUCCCUUGUUUACCGUGUGAGUGCAGGUAUUUCAGCCCAGAAAUGUUGGCUUUGCGGUUUCACAGGAAUGUCUGUUUGCCAUAGAGAGCGCCCUGGUCCACCUUGGCGACCUGGGGAACUGUUAUGUAUUAUAUGUAGGACCUAACCUCGUCACUCUGACUACAACUACACGCACCAGUAGUGGACUUCACACAGGAACGAGAAGUGGAGAGGAUGGGAGUUUUUAAUCCCGAAUCACUGAAGAAGGUUUCAGUCCCUACCGUGGUGUGGAGCCGGGGUGCGUUUCUGCUCUGUUGUAGAGAGUUGAGGAUGCUCAGGAGGCCAUCUCACCUUACUUUUAUAAAUCAAUACUCUCGAAAUGCAGCCUUAUUCAACACCGCUUUUGCACAAUCACUUAUUGGGGAGGGUGGGCACAAGGAAUGUCCUCUGUUUAUCAACAAAUUAAGAUAUUUUAUAAGAAAAACCCAUGUUUUAUGUGUGCGUAUUUACUGCAAUGCCCAUAAAGUGUACUUUAAUAUCCGAUAACAUUGUUAGCAUAAUGUGUCAAAUAAAGAGGCUAUCAAGUCCAA
Molecule: messenger RNA, 2530 nt
Organism: Gadus macrocephalus (Pacific cod)
Lineage: Eukaryota; Metazoa; Chordata; Actinopteri; Gadiformes; Gadidae
Gene: ap3m1
Product: adaptor related protein complex 3 subunit mu 1
Exons: 9
Coding region: 19-1431 (470 amino acids)
Biological process (GO): endocytosis; intracellular protein transport
Cellular component (GO): cytoplasmic vesicle; clathrin adaptor complex
Source: RefSeq, a predicted model, not a curated record